Trematosphaeria pertusa is the source of this 471-nucleotide messenger RNA. RefSeq lists its product as uncharacterized. Lineage: Eukaryota; Fungi; Ascomycota; Dothideomycetes; Pleosporales; Trematosphaeriaceae. The transcript has a single exon. The record is from RefSeq and is a predicted model, not a curated record. The coding region runs from base 1 to 471 and encodes 156 amino acids.
AUGUCCACCCCACUGCUUCACAACCCGGUAACCCCUCAAGCUCGACUCUGGCGCGGACUAUGUAUUCGGCCAUACCAACACGCGCCGCCUCAGCCAAACUCUCUACGCAACCCUCUUCAUCCACUGAGCACGCCUCCCACCUCCCCCGACCAAGCCCAAAAGCAAGAGAAAGAGAAAGCCAAGCUCUCAAACUUCCUCGUAAAAUUCCACGGCCACUACGGCACCUAUCUCCUGACAGAACACAUGGAUAGCACCCAUGCGAGCGCCGAAGCUAUCGAGUCUACACUCGCGGUACUCAAGAGCCACGCGCGGUGGAAAAAGGCGUUGAAACAGUUGAUAUGGUUCUAUUAUGCGUUUCUGGUUGUCUGGACAUGGUUUGUCUUCGUGUUUUUUCCGCAGUCUGGAGAGGCGGUUGUGAAGCUGGUGAGGAGAGGGGUGCGCGGAUACCGGUGCGGACAGGGAGGAGAGUGA